Trichoderma asperellum CBS 433.97 is the source of this 1236-nucleotide messenger RNA. RefSeq lists its product as uncharacterized. The record is from RefSeq and is a predicted model, not a curated record. Gene Ontology annotation, molecular function: nucleic acid binding. Lineage: Eukaryota; Fungi; Ascomycota; Sordariomycetes; Hypocreales; Hypocreaceae.
AUUUAGGUAAAAUUCAACUGCCUGCAAGCUGGCGAUGUUAAGGUAAAGUAGCAAAAGUUAUAUCGCACAGACAAAACUCUCUCCCAUUUUAAGUUCAUACAUUUGGUUCAAAGUAGUGGAAAACAUUAGAUUGUAGAUUCCUCCACUCACAUUUCAAAUGACCCAUUCUUGGUGUAAAUCGCCAAAGUACUUUCUCAAGCUCCUUAGCCACGAAGUGUAUACUCUUUAUACACAGAUCCACGCCUCAUCCAACCCCACUGUUGAUAAAAUUUAUUGCCAUCUGAUGCUAUUUGAUGGCAAAAUAAGCAAUUUAUAACCUCCCAUGCAGCUUUGCUCACCUCUCUUUCUUUCUAAGCAGUCUCUUCGGUCAAAAUACUCUCUCUCUCUCUGCUGUCAAGCCUUCAACAUCAAGACGAACGAACACCAAAACCAACACAGCGGAAUGUAUUCAUACUCCAGAUGUGGACAUCAAGAUGAACGCGACGCCUCUGUUCCUGGCCGCCAUUAUCGCCCAACUUGGGACGUGCUUUGCCGCAGCAUUCCAAAAGACCAGCUCCUCGCCUACAACUCCACCAAAGGCAUCCUGCAAAUCCAAGAGCAAGAACCCGGCAGCGAAGAGAGAAAGGUAGAUGACGGCAGCAUCGUCUUGUGCAUCAGCGGUCGGUGCCGACGGCCUGGAGUCCGCGGCGCUCGAGCCGGCUGGGGCAUCUACUUCGGCCCUGGAUCUCCCCACAACGCGAGCGGUCCCCUGGAUCCUGAUCUUCCGCAGACGGAGACUAGGGCCGAGAUCGAGGCUCUAUCACGGGCCAUGAGGGUCGUAAAGGACACGAUCAUCUCUGACGGAUUUCACCCUCGAAGGUGUUUCAUCAAGACGCACUCGCUGUAUAUCCAGCAGGUGUUUCCAGGCCUCGUCCGCCGCUGGGCCGCAGCCGCUGGGAGGAACAUCUAUGGAGAGAAGGUGAUGUACUUCCAGCUGCUCAUGGAUAUUGAGAGUUUGAUGCGAGACGUGGGCAAUACGGGUGAAGAUGAAGAAGGGGGUACGAAUGUCUUGAUUUGGUGCGCCGCGACAGAGGAGAAUCGGGAGGCGGAUGAGCUCGCGGUCCUAGCCAUUCUCUAGGCCGAAUGAAGGGGGGCUAUGUGGAAAAGAGAUGGCAGAUGUUAGUUUGAAUAUAAAGAUGCUUUAUAGUUGCUGUUCAUGUACAUCGUGUUCAUGUACAUCAUUCGUUUGGGGUAAGG